GAAAAUGGAGGAAUAUGGAUGAGGAAAGCGAAGGGUUAUCGUUUCUUUUCUCCAAACUCUGCGAGAAAUCUUUCAAAAAUGAAGCUAACAUAGGAUGGGAUAUUUACAGGCGUCCACGUUACACGGAUAAAAGGCAAAAGGCUUUAAAAGUUUGCCUCUACGAGACCCUUUUCGAAAAACUUCGAGCUCCUUGGAUUAGUGAGUUAGUUCGCACUGGCGAUAAAGCUGAGAAGAAAGAUGAUUUACGAUUCAAUAUUUAUGAUAAACUGUUGAUCGCUGCAUUCAAAUUGAGGAUAGCUAGGAGGUUUGAUGAUGCGGAGAAAUUGGAUCAUUUCGUUUGUCAGUGGAGGAAUUUGCAAGAGCCCUCAAGCAGUGCCAUUAAAUUUAACAGCACAAAAGAGACAAAUGCAACAGAGAAGGAAGCUGUGUUGAGAUUUCUUGUUGCAUUGACGGGAACAGGACAUUAUGGACCAACAUCAGUGCUGGGUUAUCAGGAUGAUGUCUGGGCCAGAGGACUUAAUCAGAUCCAAAAGACUUCUCUUCCUGAGGGACCUCUUCUUGUUACAGACAGUCAGCUUCUGAGACAACAAGGAUUGGAAUUUGAUCACUACGUCCAUUACUCAAGGGAGUUGUUUGAAUGUCCUCCAGUCCUCUCAGUUCCAGGAAGUGAUGGAUCAACUGGCAAACAGCAUAGUGAACUGCAGAUCUUUGAGGAAAUGCCAGGGACAUUUCCUGGGAAAGCACUCUUCUUGCCUUGUCAGGAUGGCAAUGAAGACCUGUAUGAGAAAAAUGGGCGUUCUUCAUUAUUUAGUGCACUUGUUCACAGCCACACUGAUGACCUGCAUGUGAAGCUGGAUUUACCUGACAUUCCUAGCAGUUCCAGGACUCUUCAUUCCUUAGCCCUGGAACAGAGAGAGAGUGCAGAUGAUGAAGGGUUUGAGUCUUUAGAGACAAGCUCUGAAUCUUCUCACACCUCAGAGCAAUCCGCUCAAGAAAAUACUGAUGUCUGGUCUGCAGCUUUAACAUUGCCACCGCAAAAGUUUUAUACCUGGGAAAUGGAAGGAAAACGAGAACUUUUAAAUGAAAAACCUUACCUUACAGAAGCUGGUGCUUCUGUGUUUGAUGCACUGUAUGAUACAGUUAUUCGUCAAGUCUCCUACAUUGUGAAGUCUCCAACUUUAAGCCCCAAUAUGGUUCCCUUACAAGCCAUGAUCAAGGAUUCCAUUAAUGUACUUAUUGGAGUUCCUUCUAGAACAUUUCAUCUUGAUAAGGCUAUACAGUCCUUUAUUGUCAGUGAUCAGGUCCGUCUUUCUGGGAGCUCACCUGAGAUGCUGCGCAACAUCUUAGCACGGCUGGCAGCGAUAGGAACAGAUUACAUCCAGCUUAAUAAGUUUGCAACACAUCACCGUGGCCACUCAGCCGGUUUGGUUUUGCAGGCUUUCCUUGGAGCUCUUCAAAAUUAUUUACAAUGCUACAGAGCAACAGUGUUAUAAACACUUUUGGACGCAAGGAUUUGUAAUGGUCGGUCGUGACAAACUCGACUGCGUGCCUCUGUUUCUGGGUGAACUUGCAGAUGACAUUUUUGUUUGUGGAAAAACAAUUAAUUUGUUAAAACUAUGCUGCCCAGGGCACUAUUUAUGUGAUCCAGGAAUUCCCCUUCCUAAAAUGGAGGUGACAUUUUCAAUGCAACGACUUAGUAGAAUAGAGGCGGAAUGCCAACACUACAUGAGUGAGAUACAAAGAAUGCAUCGGCAACUUCAAGAGCAACGAGAAAAUGAGAGGAAAGUCAUUGAGGACGAAAGAGAACGUGAAAUUGUUGAAGAACGUGAAAGGGCUGCAAAAGCCUUAGCAGAGAUAACAGAGCUUAUUCAAAAGGCUAAAGAAGCAGUCGAGGAGAAGAAGCGAGAAGACUUAAAGAUGUUAAAAGAACAAAUGGAAGAGGCAUUUAAGCAUAAGGCCUUGGCGAGAGAAGAGGAGAGGGAGGAGGACAUUAAACGUUUAAAAGCAGCGAAAGACAAGGAGGUCACUACUGCAACAGUUGAAGAAGAGAUAAAGAACAAAGCAAGGGAAGAGCUCAUCAAGUACUAUGAGGAACUCAGCCGUGAGGUGGAGUACCGAGAGUUUCGUGCCCAAUGGCACAUCCGCCGUCGGUUACUCGACCCUGCUAGAGCCCAGUUCUUUGUGCAGGAGCAGGCUCGGUUAGACAGCUUACAGGAGCAGAUGACACAAGCGUCUGGUACCCAGACUUCUAAUGAAAUAACGGAUGAAAGCGACGAACGGCGUGAGAAACGAUUCGAAGAAAAGUCUGUUUCCAAGGAAGAAAGAGCGUCCACUCCACUUUCGGCUCCCAGUCCAAGCCUUGUAUCACUUAUAGCUAGUGGCGUAAAAACAGAUGCCUUGGUUAGAGCAGGGCACACGAACUUAGGCGAAAGCACGCAGUUCGACAGGGAUGCUGGAUCGCACUCGGAGGAAUCUGCUUCGGAAAACAGAGUCAGAAGGACUUGGGACAGCCCUGCUGAGAGUGUUGUCGAGCUUGGGAAGAUGACUGAAGCAGGUUCGGGCAGAAAGACUUGGGAAGCCCCACCCGAUGGUGAGGUGAAGAUAGCAUCUCCUCUUCCCAAGAGCCAUCCUUCCGAUUCCUCCAUACAGUUUGCCAUGUAUAGCGACAAACGUAAGACUAGCGGAGAAAGCGAGACGCCAGAUUAUGGUUUACACGAUCGCAAUUUAAAAACCAGCACUCCUCACGUUGGUGAUUCAUCUUUGCAAAACGUUUUGUAUCCCACUACACCCUCAAACUCGACAUUAGGCCUGGAUGCUGAGUCUGUGACCGUGGUAACCCGGCCUUCAGAUGUGAACGUUCGUGGCCUUGUUUCGAGUCAUCCCUCGGAUUCUUCAGCCCAAGACAUUUUAUACGGCAACAGCGCAAUGGGAGCGGCGUCUGAAGUUCGAACGCCGUCCGCACAAGGACAUCCAUCCGAUUCCACUGCCCAGUACCUUCUAAACACUAGCGGUACCCAGGAAGGAACCAUUUCUGAAGCUCGUUCUUCGGAACAUGGACACCCCAGUGACUCAUCUGUAAGCGGGUUGUUGUACCCCGAUACUCUGGACACACCCAAUCCACAGACUCUUUCUUACUCCCAACAUGGGCACCCCUCAGAUUCCCAGAUGACUUUUUCACACGGCGACGGUGUAGCCCAAGUUAUCCAGCGCAGUUCCAGGCAAAAUUGGCAACACCCUUCCGACGCCUCUAUUCAGAAGCUUUUAGGAGACAUCGAUGUUUUGGGUGACAGCCAAAAUACGACCCGUGGUACCCCUCCCUCGAGCGUGGUUCAAGAUAUUCUCUAUCCUAAACCUGAUGGACAAUCAACACCUGCUCAGGAUAUCUUGUACCCAAGAGAGGGAGAGUCAGAACAAUCAAAUAGACCGGUGCACACUCGUGGAGCCCCUCCCCAAAGUGUUAUUCAGGACAUAUUGUAUCCAAGUGGGGAGGGGGCAGUAGGAGAGGGGACAAGGUUGUCAACACGUGGCCAGGAGCCUGCUGGGAAGAUAAAGAAUAUUUUGUAUUACGUUAAAGAGAAAGAAGGGGAAACCUUACAGCCACAAUCAAGGCAGUUGGAGUUUGAGGAUGUUUGGCUAGCUUCUCAGGUGGAGCCUCUUCAGGACAACUUUAAUGUGUUGGAUCAAAAACCGUUAUCAAAUCUCCUGCGAGGCGCCAUGGGCACAUUUCCAGUAUCGCAAGGCUCAGAUGCUGAUGAGAAUGACACGGAUGCAGCGCGUCUGAUGUCACUUCCGGUUUUACUUCAGCGAUCUGUCAUGGCGCCCCUUUUAACCCAGAUAUCCUUGGUAAAUUCUGCUAUCGUGACGUAUUUUAUCCAAGACUUGCACAUCAACAGACACUUUGAUCUGUUCAAGAAGCUGCUGU
This is a messenger RNA of Pocillopora damicornis (cauliflower coral), 3922 nucleotides long. RefSeq names its product gamma-tubulin complex component 6. Gene Ontology annotation, cellular component: microtubule organizing center; spindle pole; gamma-tubulin complex. Gene Ontology annotation, biological process: microtubule nucleation; spindle assembly; meiotic cell cycle. Gene Ontology annotation, molecular function: gamma-tubulin binding; microtubule minus-end binding. The record is from RefSeq and is a predicted model, not a curated record. NCBI's taxonomy places the organism in Eukaryota, Metazoa, Cnidaria, Anthozoa, Scleractinia, Pocilloporidae.